Molecule: messenger RNA, 1012 nt
Organism: Papilio machaon (common yellow swallowtail)
Lineage: Eukaryota; Metazoa; Arthropoda; Insecta; Lepidoptera; Papilionidae
Exons: 4
Coding region: 258-890 (210 amino acids)
Molecular function (GO): protein binding
Source: RefSeq, a predicted model, not a curated record
UUUAGAAAAUAAGGCAUAAUUUUUUGCAAUUCACAAACCACGGAAAACUUGUGCAGGAUGAAAAGAUAACAAAUUUUGCUUAUAUCAUAAAAAACCUCUGUCACUGUCAAUGCGACAGUCAAGUCAUUUGACAUUUUAUUAUUUUGAUCAACAUCAACAAAUCUUUUGAACUGUGAACUGAAUUACAUUUCCAGCAAUAUUCAAUUGAUUUUCGUUGUUAAAAAGCCUAAGCCACUGAAAUUGCCUAUAUUUUAAAUAUGGAUACCGAUGAAGGCAAACACUCUGCAAUUGUUAUAAAUGACAAAAUAAAUCCAACAGAAUUUGACGUAACCAUGCAUGCAUUAUUAGUGGGCUUAGAAGCGGAAAAAUACGUCGAUAUAUUCAGAAAAAACAACAUUGGACAAUGCACGCUCAUGGAAUUAACCGAUGAAGAUUUGACAAAGUUAGGGGUUGAUGAACCAACCAUUCGACAAAAACUUCUCGAGGAAGUUAAAAAUUUACCGAUCUACGAUGAAUGUAUUUGUAAUGUAAAAUUAAUACCAAAUUUAGGAGCAUUAGAAAUUGUUGAUGUCUUAGAAGAAAGCUCUCAACACUUAUAUAGAGUUUAUUUAAGUGUGUUGGCAAAUACUUUGGCUGUUAAAAAAACUAAAAAGAUUUCCGAUUGUAUAUUAUAUAAAGACAAAUAUGCAUCAGACAUAGCUCUUUCUACAUUAAGUGAAAUAACUUCAAUAUUAAAUUCUAUGGAUGUUGCACUACAUACAAACUUUAAGGCACUCAACCAAGGAAGAGGUAAAUCAAGGAAUAAGAAGAUUCUUGUUGGAGCUAUUGGGAGUGCUGUUGUAGCUGUGUUGACGGCAUUGUUUGUGAAAUCAUUAAAAGAUCUCAAUUAAGUGUAUAAAUGUAAUGUGUAAUGGAUUAGUGACCUUUUCAAGCACCUGGACAUUAUUUGUUAUGUUGUUUAAGACUGAAUUUUGUUAAUUAUCUAUAUAGAGACCUUUAAACUGAAGAAAUA